Molecule: messenger RNA, 1728 nt
Organism: Penicillium odoratum
Lineage: Eukaryota; Fungi; Ascomycota; Eurotiomycetes; Eurotiales; Aspergillaceae
Product: TRAPP trafficking subunit Trs65 domain-containing protein
Exons: 4
Coding region: 1-1728 (575 amino acids)
Biological process (GO): intra-Golgi vesicle-mediated transport
Cellular component (GO): trans-Golgi network; TRAPPII protein complex
Source: RefSeq, a predicted model, not a curated record
AUGCCUGGCCUGGAGAUUCCUGGAGAUUUCUUGCGGCAUGCAGUUCUGGAAACUGUUGUGCCUCAUUCCCCGGGACUUGAUCUAGAGGGGGCCCUGACCUCCGCGCUAGAGGAGGGCGCAGAUGAUCUACCAUCCGUCCUUGCCUCAAUUCCUCAGCGCUCUAUUCUUUUCUUCGAUGAAACUUUACCCGUUCGCAUCGUCCUACGGCUCUCCGACUGUACUGAAGCUACCUUAAGGCAUUAUUUGCCUGGCCUGGAAGUUAGGCUCGAUGUAUAUGCCGUUGAUCCAGCAGAAUCCGUUGCAGAGAACCCCACACCUACUCGAGAGGCCAUAUUUUCGGGGGUCGUGGAUCUAGAUGAGGAACCACUGGUGGUUUUCAACGAGUUCGAAAGCGAAGAUGGUACAGCUGGAAACCAUAUUUAUCUCAUAUGGAGCAUUGACAGCUUCCUUAAGCGCCCUAGAAACCGCAUCCAGCACCCCUCGCUUUUGUUUAUUGGCUCGGCCACCUUGAACCCUUCAGAAGGCAGUCGAUCAAAAGAUCCCGAAGAUGACUACCUCCCUCCGCUUGUCCCCGCAUCGACGAACAUGUUGCAACCAUUGGCAGGCGACAAAUCUCUUGCCCACAAAGAUCCAUUCCUCCCCGCAUCCAGAUUGCUACGGGUGGUUCCCACUGCCUACAGCGAAGACCCAAUCUACAACAUCCAGCAGCAGCAUGGCCAUCCAUUUCGUGUAGUCCCUGCAGCCAGUGCAAGGAUCCGAUAUUCGCGGGCUAGCACUUACACUAGUGUUCCGACAACGAUUGCUAGCCUUGAUUUCGAGGUAACUCCGUUUCUGAACUGUGAAGUCUCAUUCGAUAAAGCAGAGUUGAAAAUAUCCGAAGGAGCCAUUGAAUCCUUGUCCAACAUUCCUGGCCUCGCUCUUCCUUUGACGUGCCGCCCCAGAGACGAUGUGACCCUGGUUUACAAACUCACACCAGAGUAUGGCCCGGAGACUAACCCUUCCUCCACCGCGGUGGUGAGUGUGCUAGAGAUCUCCCUUGGCGCAGUGAUUCUUUUGUCCGAUGGCUGUCAACCACGAAUUUCCAUGGAAUGGAAGACCAAUGUGGAUUUCUCCUUGGCUCUUAAUCCUACCUUUGGCGGACCCAGUACGGCACUACAGAGGACAAAUCGCCCCACGAGUCUAUCUGUGUCUGGCCAACCACCAUUGAUCACUGCGGGCCGUAGUUCUCUACGAGAGCGCGCCUACUCUGUUACCGAUGUAGGGGUCACUAUUUCCUUUACCGGGCCGAUACGAGUGCAAGUUGGUUCGCCAUUCACAUGGGGUGUUUUCAUUGUGAACCGCUCUAACGUGCCACGUAAAUUCGCAUUGAUCGUUAUUCCACGUCGCAAGCGAAUUGACCCGCGGGGCCAUGUUGCGCGUCCUUCCACCGCGUCUAUUUCUAGUAGAAAAGAAGACCAAGUGGCUGAAGCCGUGACAGAUGAUAAUAUUGUGCAUGCCAUGCAAAAGAGUGUUGUGGGUCAAGAAGCUGAGUUAAUCAGUUUAAGUACUGACAUCCGAGUUGGGCCCCUUCUACCUGGAACAUGCCACUCCACCGAAAUCAAAUUACUUCCACUCGCUACUGGUCCUCUGCAUCUGGAGGCUGUUCGACUAGUGGAUGUGAAUACGAAUGAAACGACGGAUAUUCGAGACUUGCCAGACAUUCUGGCUGAUGACCAACCUCGAUCUUAG